AUGAAGAAGACAAUGAAAAUUUUGAUCUUUCUCAUGAACUAACUCAAAUGCUAAGAGAAGAAAAACUAAAGCUGCAGCCAAACCAAAAGACAGAAACCAUUAAUCUGGGUGCUGAAGAUGACAAAAAAGAGAUAAAAAUCAAUGUCCAUCUAUCCACAGAGGAGAGAAAAGAGUUGAUAGAGAUUUUAGCUGAAUUUCAAAAUGUUUUUGCUUGGUCUUAUGAGGACAUGCCGGGACUUGAUCUUGAUAUUGCUGUUCAUGCCAUUCCACUCUAUUUUGAGGCCAAGCCAGUCAGGCAAAAGCUAAGGAGGAUGAAGCCAGGGGUUCUAUUGAAGGUCAAAGAAGAAGUGCAAAAGUUGCUAGAUGUCAAUUUCAUUGAAGUAGCUAUGUAUCCGGAAUGGGUGGCUAAUAUUGUUCUUGUAAUGAAAAAGGAUGGUCGAGUUAGAGUCUAUGUGGAUUAUAGAGACUUGAACAAAGCAAACCCCAAGGAUGAUUUUCCAUUGCCUCAUAUCCAAAAUCUACUAGAUAAUGCUACCAAAAAUGCUUGGUUUUCUUUUGUUGAUGGCUACUCUGGGUACAAUCAGAUAAAAAUGAAGGAGGAGGAUAAGCUCAAGACUACAUUCAACACUCAAUGGGGUACCUUUUGCUACAAAGUUAUGCCUUUUGGACUUAAAAAUGCUAGGGCAACAUACCAACACUCUGUGAUUUCUUUAUUACAUGACUUUAUUCACACCAUUGUUGAGCUAUAUGUUGAUGACAUGGUGAUUAUGUCCAAAGAAGAGGUGCUACACACAGAAAAUCUCAAGAAGAUAUUUGAACGCCUUAGAAAAUACCAACUGAGACUCAAUCCUGCCAAAUGUACUUUUGAUGUGGAUUGCAGAAAGCUACUUGGAUUUAUUGUGAGCCACCGAGGAAUAGAGAUUGAUCCAGCCAAAAUAAAAUCCAUUGAUGAAAUGCCACCACCAAAAACCCAAAAAGAAGUUGCAAGUUUCUUGGGAAGAAUUAAUUACAUUGCCCGUUUCAUUGCCAACCUCACCACCAUUUGUGAGCCUAUCUUCAAACUCCUCAGAAAAGACAAUCCUCAUACCUAGAAUGACCAAUGCCAACAAGCCUUUGACAAAAUCAAAGAAUACCUCAAAAACCCAUCGAUCCUUGUGCCAACAACUGAUAAAAGGCUUUUCAUCCU
Molecule: messenger RNA, 1186 nt
Organism: Rubroshorea leprosula
Lineage: Eukaryota; Viridiplantae; Streptophyta; Magnoliopsida; Malvales; Dipterocarpaceae
Source: the annotation of a GenBank genome assembly